This is a messenger RNA of Penicillium concentricum, 1539 nucleotides long. Its product is annotated as putative MFS transporter. Gene Ontology annotation, cellular component: membrane. The transcript has 4 exons. Bases 1 to 1539 code for a protein of 512 amino acids. Gene Ontology annotation, biological process: transmembrane transport. The record is from RefSeq and is a predicted model, not a curated record. Gene Ontology annotation, molecular function: transmembrane transporter activity. Lineage: Eukaryota; Fungi; Ascomycota; Eurotiomycetes; Eurotiales; Aspergillaceae.
AUGGGUGAUCCAGAGAAGGGCCAGUUCUCGCUCACUUUGACACCGACGGGCCGAGAGCCGCAUACCCCAGAGCCAAAGCCAGAAACUGCCGAUGCACAGCCGGACAGUGGGAUGUUCGAUCGGACUCCCCUUGAAGAUGGCCAAAACGAUCUCAUUUCAGAGCGCGGGGACGAGUGGGCCGCUCUAGAGAAGCGGGUACGAUGGAAAGUCGAUCUCCGUCUCUGUAGCAUCGGCGGGCUCUUAUGCAGUCUCAAUUUGCUAGACUCGGGCAUUUUAUCUUCGGCUUCGGUGACGACUAUGCUCGAAGAUCUUGACUUGAACCAAGGGAAUCGGUACUCCGUCUCCAUUUUUAUUUUCACAAUCGCCAGUGUGGUCUUCCAGCUGCCGUGCACAGUAGCAGUUCGCAUUGUCGGUCCGCGCAUCUGGUUCUCGACAAUCACAUUCGCAUUUGGGCUGUUGACACUGUGCACUGCUUUUGUUCGCAACUGGCAGCAGAUGAUUAUCCUCCGUGUGCUGCUGGGUAUUUCCAUGUCUGGUAUUUACCCUGGUCUGACCUACCUGGUUAGCGCCUGGUACCCGCGACGAGAGCAGCAGCUCCGAUUUGCAUUCUUGCAGUCCGGGGAAGUUGUGAUUCUGGCGACUGGCAAUAUCGUCAACUUCGGUCUCAAUCACUUGAACGGCGUGGCCGGGUUAGCGGGCUGGCGCUGGAUGUAUAUUGUCCAGGGUCUCAUUACUUGUGUUCUGGGGUUCAUUACCUACUGGUGGAUGGUUGACUUCCCCGAGAACUCCCAGCGCAGCUUUUGGUUUCUUUCGGACCAGGAAGCACGUGUCGCAACGCGCCGAAUCCAAGAUGAUCGAGCUGAUGUUAUCCCGGAACCGUUUUCCUGGCGUACGCUUCUUGCUAACUUCAAGGAUCCGAAGAUCUAUGGCUUUGCGGUCAUGUUUUUCUUGCUCAAUCUCAUUUCGACUGCAUUAUCGUACUUCCUACCCAUCAUCUUACAAUCGGGUAUGGGUUUCAGCUCAAAUAAAUCCAUUCUGCUCUCCACACCGCCCUACUAUUAUGCUGUAAUCCCGGUUAUCCUCACAUCACUUAUCGGAGAUUACUACCGCGUUCGUGGGCCGCUCAUCGUCUUCAAUUCCCUUGUCCUCAUAGCUGGGUUCCUGAUGUUCGGUCUUCCCGCAUCCAACCUCGUCACAGUGCGAUACAUCGGGACCUUCUUGGCAACCGGUGCUUAUAUCUCGAAUUGGGCUGCCCUCAACGCUUUCCAGGCCAACAAUAUCGUAGGCCAGUGGAAACGAGUGGUCACUGCGGCGGCGAUCACUGCAUGUAACGGACUUGGAGGUGUGGCAGGCAGCUAUAUUGUCCGCCAGCAAGAAGCACCCCAAUAUCUAACCGCAGUCUGGGUGUCAAUUGGUUCCCACAUUCUUCUCAUUGCCAUCGUGGGUGCAUUCACAAUUUACUUUUACAUUGCCAAUCGGCAGCAAGGGCGGGGAUCAAUAGUUCUUGAGGGUGUGUCUGGUUUCAGAUACACUUAUUGA